AUGGCCCGGACAUUGUACAAGGGGGGUGAAUGCAAACCCGAGUUAAAGGUAACAACCUUCAAUGUGGAUGACAAUACACUUGCAAUUUCAGCAGAAGUAGGAGCCCAUUUAAAAUUGCACGGCUCACCUCCAGCCACACAUUCAAAUCCAAAAAAUGAAGAAGAACGGAAUGUCCAGUCAAACCCUAAGAAACAUCAUACUGCUCACAGGCACAACAAUGCGGCUCGAGAUGAAGUCCGCUCAGAGAAUGAAGAGGAUGAUGAAUUAGAUGGAGUUACAGAGAAUUCGAUAGCUCAAGCGAGACUGAUUUAA
Sclerotinia sclerotiorum 1980 UF-70 is the source of this 312-nucleotide messenger RNA. RefSeq lists its product with no specific name. Lineage: Eukaryota; Fungi; Ascomycota; Leotiomycetes; Helotiales; Sclerotiniaceae. The record is from RefSeq and is a predicted model, not a curated record. The transcript has 2 exons. The coding region runs from base 1 to 312 and encodes 103 amino acids.